ACGUCGCUCGCGAAUCUCGGGGAUUACCUGUCGAAGGCUCUCGCGGGUGCUGGGCUCGCUGGGGACCCCGACGCGACGCGCUUGGCGACGGAGUUCAGCACCCUGGCGUCCCAGAAGCUGGUGGCGGCUCCUGCGCCGCUCAAGCCCCCGCAUGCGCAGCUCAAGGCCCAGUCCAAGUUCGACGAGGCCGCCGCCGCGGUCAUGGCAGCCGAGCUGCAUUGCAUGGAGGUGCAGGUGGCUGCGAACCCGCCCGAGACGGCCAAGCAGUCUUUGUUCGGGGUGGACCCCGAGCUUCUCGAGAGCCUCGACGAGCUCGAGGAGAACGACAAGCAGGCGCUCGAGCAGUUCCAGAAGCAGCUGCAGGACGUCACACAGCAGGCGGAGGCCAAGCACAAGGAGCAGAAGGAGUUCCAGGCUCUGCUGGAGCGUGCGCGGCGGCGGCCAAGCGGCGCGCGCGCGGCCCCGAUGGCGAGGAUCGCGGUGCAGGAGAGCGACCAGAAGGCCAUGCUCGAGCGCAUCAAGGCCAGCGCUCAGGCGCAGGCGCGCGAGGCCGCUGCUAGCAAGGCCGCUAUCUCUGGCAAAGUGGCGGUGGCAGAUCCUGAGAGCAAGCGGUCCAAGAUGCGCGAGAAGCAGAGACAGCGGCGCCUGCAGUCGCUUCCCAUCGAGCUGCAGGAGGGCUUCGACGAGCUGGAGCCGCCAGCUUCGCCGCCUGCACCGUCUGCGUCUUUCGCCAUCCCUGAGGUUCUGGCCGGGAUUGGAUCGUCACCUGCCGAUAAGACGACGGAGUCUUUCGGCGAGAAGUCCACAGCAGAGGAGAUCGAGUUGUGGAAAGCGAUGGCUGCUGACCUGGAUCGUGUUCCAGUUGGCCAGCUCCCCUCCCUGGUGGACACCGCGCGGAAGUGGGCGGGCUCGUCGUCGUCGCGGGCUUUGUUAGCUCCACGCGCGUCCUUCAUGAAGUGGGCAAAGGAGCCCCGGACGUCGAAGCCUGGAGCUGCACGUCGGCAUGUCAAGCAGGCCCCUCCUUUGGAGUGGGAGGGCAGUGAUUCUACUGGCGCGAUCGCGACGGACAAGCAGAGGGCAGUGAUGGAUCAAGGCGCCGGCGCUCUUUCCUUCGAGCACGCGGUUUUGUUCUUGGAUCUCGCCAAGUUUUACAAUUCGGUGUCGUUCGUGCUGGUCUUGCAGGACGCGCGCGGCCCCAUCGCCGCGGUGCAGGCCACUCUUCUGCAGAUUGAUAUGCUCGGAGCUUUCAUGGGCGAUUGUGCGCAGCUGCAGUGGAAGAAGGCGGCCCACCAUGAGGCUGGCGAGGAUAUGGCAGCAGGCGCUGACAUGAAGACGGCGCAGAUCGAGUUCAACCGCCUCGCUGCCCAGUCCAAGUUCGACGAGAGGGCCGCCGACAUUGCCCUCAUCUCGGGGGGCCAGUGGACUCGCGAGCGGCAGAUCGCCGCAGGCCCGAACGGGGACUUCUGGGUCCGCGCGGCUCGAGCGCUGCGCAACCGUGGCCCUGGGGGCGCUUCGGUUUGGUGGACCCCCUCCCACAAGGAGGACAAGUUGCAGUCGGAAGACUCUGUGAUCGAUGAGUGUCUGGCUUGCUCAUUCAGCCGCUCGUCUGAAGAGCUCGCCGACUUGAUGCAGGUGCCCGAGGCGUACGCGCGGGCCCUGGAGCAGAGCCUGCCCGCGUGCAGAGCGCGCCGGGCGCUGCUGCGCGCGCAGGCCGCGGAGGCCCGCGCCGUGGAGGGCGACCCAGAGCUCUCGGAGAUGGUCGCCGAGCUGCGCGAGGCGGCCGCCGCGGGGGGCGCGCCGCCGCGCGCGGGCGGUGCGGCCUGCUGCGGGGGGCUGUGGCGCGGCGCCCGGCGCGCUGCCGCGCGCGCGCGCCUCGGGAAGAGGGCGCCGCGGGCGCCGCGGGUGCGCGGCGGGGGCGCGCUCGGUCGGAGGGGCAGCUACCGGGCGAGCGAGCAGCAGGAGUCCAGGGUCCCGAGGGGCCACGACUCCAAGCAGAGGUCACAAGCCACCAAGAUGGCUGCAAGGAUGCGUUACCGGCUGCCCUUGCACACAGGCCGAGGCCGCGUCAAUGUCUGCGCCGACGUCGACACCACGACCCUCCACAAUAUGGCAAGGCUGGCGCUGGAGAUGUGCCCAUCACGUGAGCUGCCGACUAGGCGCGCACACAUCUACACGGACGGCAGCUACAACGGCAUCCCACAUACAGCCGCCUGGGCAGUUGUUAUUGUCGACGAGUAUGACGAUGGGCGAAACUCACGAGGCCCGUUUGGCUUUCGGGGUUUCAUUGCUGGCAAGGCCACCGAGUCCCUACACGACAUGGUAAACAGCGAGAAGGUGACGGCAUACACAGCUGAGCUCACGGCAGUGCUUUGGGCACUAAUGUGGGCCCUUGGUCAAGACACCGCCGCGCCCAUCGAGAUCACGCCUGACGCCCUCAACGUUAUCAACCUGGCCAGCGACAAAGCCCAAUGCCAUGUACAUCCGAAGCUGGGGGCCGCCAUUCGCACGCUUGCUGGCCUCCUCCAACAAGCUCGACCUACUCAGUGGCAUCAUAUUAACUCGCACAUUGGCCACCCUUGGAACGAGCUUGCAGAUGGGAUAGCAGAUCAAGCUUCGGCCAGCGACCUGAUGGACCCGAAUACUGCACCAGUGCAGGCGAUCGCGCACAACAAGUUCCGUUCCUGGGAAUGGUUACGCUCAGCGCCCGAUGCGGUCAAGGCCGCGUACCCACCCAUGCGGAACCAAGCCUUCAUUAUCGGGGCCACUCAGCCCCAGGCAGCCCCAUGUGCGAUCCAGAGGCCCAUCAGCACCACCACCAUCAAGGCCGACCUCAGCCUGAAUUUGUGCACCUACAACUGCAGAUCACUCAAAGCCGCCGUCAGCUUCAAGUCGGGCAAAGGCAAGGCGGCCAGCAAACGCAAGCAGAGCAUCUCCAAGGUCACGCACCUAGCAGCGCAGUUUGCUGACAUGGGCCUGCACGUGGUGGCCCUCCAGGAGACGCAGAGCGAAGGAGACGUCCGCAACGUUGGAAAAUAUGGUUGCUACUCCUCAGGCCACACGCAGCAGAACAGAGGAGGCGACAUUUGGCUCAACGUCUCCCAGCCGAUCAGCGUGAGUGGGACAGCGAAGUACCUAAGUGCCAAAGACACCCUCGUCCCCCACCAGCACGACAGGCUCUUGAUCAUCAAGACCCGCGUUGCAGGCACAGACAUGGUCAUCGCCUCCGCGUACGCACCCCACGAAGACUCCCAGGCGGCUGAGAAGACAGAACUCUGGGAGUCUGCCAAGCGACUGUCUGCCAAGUACCACGUGGACACCUUCAUGGGGGACCUGAACGGGCGUCUCGGCGACUAUGAAUCCCCGGGAGUUGGCGCCAGUGGAUACCCAGAACCGACCAACGGCAAUGGCAAGCACAUCAUCAGCUUCGCAGCCGACACCGACAUGGAGGUCAUCAACACCACGAAGGAUCCAGGCAACAACUCGUAUACGCAUAUCGGAUCGAAGGGGCAGCGCCACAGGAUCGACUACGUCCUGCUGAGCUCCUCCAUCGCCCCGUACGUUGCGAGCUGCAGCACGGAGCCAGGUCCUGACCGAGGCACAGCUGCACAAGACCACAUACCAGUACUCGCCACCCUCAAGUGGGCUGUCUGCAAGAACACCAAGGCCUCAGGACCGCGGCCCGAUCUGACCAACCUAAACAACGAUGACGCCAAGGCCAGCUUUAAGGAGAUUCUCAAGCAGGCCCCGAUCAUCCCCUGGGAGGUGGACGUCAACACCCACUGCGAGGAGGUCACCAGAGUCGUCAACAAUGCGGCCAUCCAGGCCUUCGGCAAGGCCGUCAAGGCAGCGAGGAAGCCCUACGCCACCAAGACUACCAUGGGCCUAAUCCGAGCCAGGCGCCUCACACUUCGAGCCCAUCGCGCAGUGCUCAGAGGAGAAGCCCAUGACGACCGACCUGGACGACUAGUAGCCCACGCUCACUCUCUUCUUGGAGGCGAGGUCGGGGCCUCACUGGCCCUGUGGAGCAGAGAGCGUGGCGACGACGAUGGCACCAUCCACGACAUCCACGACUACGCGCACCUCCUCCUGAACUGGACGAUCUCGCCCAUGGUCUACGCCAUGGCCAUCCUCUCCUUCCUCACCAGGUCUGGGCUGCUCGUUGCCUCGGCCGUCGAGAAGGACCGCAGCGCCUUCCUCAGCCGGCUAGCCUCAACUGCGUCCUCCGCCUCUGCUGCGAACGACGCUGCGGCCCAGUGGAAGGCCUAUCGCGAUCGAUUAAGGUACGGCGGGAGGAAGGCGAAGUUCCUUGCAGGACAGCCGAUGAGGCUCGACAAGGACGGAGAGGUGAUCCACAAUUCCCAGGACAUGGCGGACCAGGAGCUCAACCAUUUCGCGAAGAUACAGGCAGGCAAGAUCGUGACAGCGGACGAUCUCGCCAAUAAGUAUAAUCAUGACAGCAAGACCAGGCCCUUCGACGGCACGCUGGAUCUCUCCAUGGUGAUGCCCCUGGCCGUCUGCCAGGCCCAGUUCGCCGCGGCCAAGGCUGGGGCGCAAGGAGGCCCUGACGGACUCACGAACGCCGUCCUCAGGGCGGCUCCUACAGAGGCAGCCGCGCUACUGCACCCCCUCUUCACCAAGGUGGCGACCACCGUACGGGAGCCGCUGAGCUUCAAGGGCGGGGAUCUGGUCGCCAUCCCCAAAGGAAAAGGCGACCCGCGAUACCUCCUAGCGUACCGCGAGAUCCUCUUAAACAACGUCCUGGGCAAGCACCACCAUAAAUACCUAAGGGCCAUGCUCAACACUACCCUCGCCGUAGCGCUGGAGGACAUCCAGGUUGGCGGCCGGCCCAAGCGAGGGGCUGACAUGGCGGCCCUGGCAGCGCGCCUCUUCACAGAGAGAAGCCAGGCCCAAGGGAAGUGCUCCAUGAUCAGCUGCUACGACUUAAAGGAGGCCUUCUACUCAGUUGUCGUCCAGCUGGUCCACGGCAUCCCAGGCGAGGAGGACGAAGUCAAGGAGGUGCUAGAUAACCUAGAAGUUCCCCGAUGGGCCCAGCCACAAUUGGAGCACCUCAUGGCCAACCCAGGGAUACUAGACACAGUGUUGGACGGCUCCCACCUGGCUGCCCUCAUAGCAGAAGGGCAUCGCAACAGGUGGACAUCGCACAGGUUCUCCCAGAACUUCAUGGCGCCGCACAAGGGCACGAGGCCUGGCGUGCCCCUAGCCGACGCGGACUUCAAUCUGCUCUUCGGCCGAGUCCACCGCAUGAUUGACAGCUACCUUACGCAGCGUUCAUCAUACCGAGCCAAGUACUGCCACUUCGACCAGCACGACGGUGCCGAGUACCACAGGAUCGAGGGCCAGCUAGUCAGCCACUGCUUCAAUCAGAGCGACGGCGAGCCCUGGCCCACCGCGCUCCAAGGCCUGUGCGCUGCCGCCCAGGACAGGCUGGGGCCACCCAAGGCAAGGGCCCUGGAGUCCACCGCCGGCCGAGACCUGUCCUGGGGCUGCGCUCUGGUCAGGGUG
This is a messenger RNA of Prorocentrum cordatum, 5523 nucleotides long. The record is from the annotation of a GenBank genome assembly. NCBI's taxonomy places the organism in Eukaryota, Dinophyceae, Prorocentrales, Prorocentraceae.